AUGAAGACGGACGUUCCAUCGGACAACAUCGGCCUCGACGGCUACAAGUUCGCAUACGAGCUGAGCGACGGCUCGACGCGAGAGGAGUCCGCCCAGGUCGAGACCCGAGGUGUCGAGGAUGCCGUACUCCGGGUGCGAGGCUCCUACAGCUGGGUUAACCCCGAGGACGGACAGGUGUACACCGUCACUUACUCACUCGCCGAGGAAAACGGAUUCCAGCCCCAAGACGCCCACCUACCCCUACCUUGA
Ceratosolen solmsi marchali is the source of this 249-nucleotide messenger RNA. RefSeq names its product flexible cuticle protein 12-like. The record is from RefSeq and is a predicted model, not a curated record. Gene Ontology annotation, molecular function: structural constituent of chitin-based larval cuticle. Gene Ontology annotation, cellular component: chitin-based extracellular matrix. Lineage: Eukaryota; Metazoa; Arthropoda; Insecta; Hymenoptera; Agaonidae.